This is a messenger RNA of Myxozyma melibiosi, 2189 nucleotides long. RefSeq names its product DNA lyase. Gene Ontology annotation, biological process: base-excision repair. Gene Ontology annotation, molecular function: phosphoric diester hydrolase activity; double-stranded DNA 3'-5' DNA exonuclease activity; DNA-(apurinic or apyrimidinic site) endonuclease activity. The record is from RefSeq and is a predicted model, not a curated record. The transcript is spliced from 5 exons. Bases 259 to 1872 code for a protein of 537 amino acids. NCBI's taxonomy places the organism in Eukaryota, Fungi, Ascomycota, Lipomycetes, Lipomycetales, Lipomycetaceae. Gene Ontology annotation, cellular component: nucleus.
AAAAUCAACACUCCCAACUGCGAUGAUGAUUACCUCUGCUAACCACACGAUCCGCAGCUUAUUCUUCCCCACAGAUUUUUUAUGUAACGCAAUUACCAUUAAAUCAGCUAUUUCAUAUACGACAGAUUAUGCUCAAAGUGUAGUCGAAGACCACGACAACAUGCGGAAUCCGCCCUCACUCAAUUGCGACAGUCUCGAAGUUUUCACCACCUAGCGGAAUUAAAUUUUUAAAGUAAGGACAGGCGAUUGCUAAGCGCAAUGGAGCAAGAUACUACAACGCAAGUGAACGAAGCAAGCUUACCUGCUCCAACAUCAGACACAAAGAUCAGAAUCGUAUCUUUCAAUAUCUGUGGUAUUCGGAACGUACUUCAGUAUCACCCAUGGAGCGAAAAGAAGGAGUUUCUGCACAUGUUUGAAACAAUGGAGGCAGAUAUAAUCUGUUUCCAAGAGACAAAAAUACAGGGGAAGGACUUGACGAAGGACAUGGUAGUCGUGCCGGGCUUUGAUUCGUACUUCAAUCUACCCAAAAGCAAAAAAGGAUACUCAGGAGUCGCAGUAUACACUAGGACUUCAAAAUGCAGAGCUAUCAAAGCAGAGGAAGGCUUGACUGGAGUACUGGAAAUGCCUCGCAAAAAGUUCCAAGAGGUGACCAGUUAUCGCGACAGCCCUGACGCCAUUGGGGGCUAUGAUCGAUCCUUGAGUAUGUCUGAAGCUCUGCUGCUUGAUUCCGAAGGUCGCUCGCUGGUACUGGACUUUGGUGCUUUUGUUCUCAUUAAUGUCUACUGCCCAGCCGUAUCGAGCGACGAAAGAGCUAAUUUCCGAGAACGAUUUCAAGAAGUUCUUUUCAAUCGCGUUCAAACUCUAGUCGAGGUUCACGAACGAGAGGUGGUCGUUCUCGGUGACUUCAACAUCAUUCGCGCUAAAAUAGAUACCGCGGAUCCUUCCGAGAUCAUGAGAGCGAACAACUUGGAGUCGUUUCAGUCGACAUUUUCAAGAGCAUUGUUAAAUUCAGUUCUACGCCCCUCCACGACUGGAUUCCUCGCUGAUCUAUGCAGGAAAUUCCAUCCAGGUCGUAAGGGGAUGUAUACCUGCUGGAAUCAAAAACUGAAUGCCAGGCCUGGGAACUAUGGAUCCCGUAUCGACUACAUUUGCACAUCAAAGCUAUUGGAGGAAAAAUGCUCACAUGCAGAUAUCUGGGCAGAUCUGAUGGGCUCCGAUCACUGUCCGAUAUAUGCCGAUUUCCUGUUCAACAGCACCGAUGCACUUGUAGUCAACUGCGAACCCCCUCUAAUAUGUGCCAAUCGAAUUUUCCAGCCAGCACGAACACUCAAGAGUAUGUUUGAGACUCAGAAAAAAUCAGUCUCAUUGACCAGUGAGCAAAAGAGUGCGACAAGCGGCGAAGUACGGUCUAUUCAGGUCAUAUCUGGGGAUGCAGAACGGGAAACGCAGAAUAAGCGACCGAGACUGCAGUCACCUACGAAAAGCGGCACCGCAUCUCGGAAAUCUUCUGCUGGAAGUGGACAACUGAAAUUGACGAGCUUUGUAUCAAAGGCUCGUAAAGAUGAUCCAGAAGAGCCAGACGAUUUCCAGAUACCGAGUUAUCUACUUGCCGAAUACAGCUCCAAACCGACCCCGGACUCAUCCGACAAGUGGAAAAAACUAUUUAGCAAACCCGAGGCACCGGUCUGCAGUGGCCACGGCGAGCCCUGUACACAGCGAAUCACAAAAAAGUCGGGAAUCAACGAAGGACGCGCGUUUUGGAUAUGCUCGAGACCUGUUGGACCAGGAUAUGCAACGUCGACGAGACCGAAAGAUGAAGUGAACAAAGACUAUAGAUGCUCAUAUUUCAAAUGGGCAACCUCCAAGGAAUAGACGAAGCUUUCGGAAUGUGAUUGAUUCGCAGUAAAAUGACAUGUUUCUCGGUGAUAAACGCUAAGAAAACAAUAUCAGCGAAAUGCCAAGUCUGGAUAUGCAAGCAGACUAUACUUAUGACGAAGUACUGCAGCGAUCUUCAGUGUUAGCUUCCUUGGUCUACUCAAACCCAAGAUAUGUGAGAGGUAGACAGUCACGACAAUUCUUGCUUAUAACAUUGAGGAGAGUCCACACAGUCUGCAAUCGCAACAGAUUGCAUCAGUUCAGUAUGAGAGAGCUUUACCAAGCUGCUGACGUCUAUGCGUACCUUACUUUAG